UUCUAAAUUUAGAAAUGUAAACAAAACAUCCGUUACCAAAAGUGAAAGUUGAAAACAGUUUUUGGAAAUUUCCUAUGAAAAGAACUAAGUAGGUCAAUAUGAGUAAGACAUUCGCAAGUAAACCAGCUGCUGUCAGAAGUAGAAACCCUAACAAUCAAAAUCAAGCAGUAGGCAGUGAAACUGUACCCAAAACAACUUCGAACAGAGGCAGAGGAACAGUACCCAAAACAACUUCGAACAGAGGCAGAGGUGCAAUGGCAACCGGAGGGAGAAAUUUACCAACAGGAGCAGGGAGGGGAUCACUUGCAACCGGAGGGAGAAAUUUACCAACAGGAGCAGGCAGGGGAUCACUUACAAGUAAUUCUGAUGCAGAAAAUUUACAACCUCAGCAACAACCUCUUGACCAGAGAAUGUCAUAUCAAGGUUGUUAUACAAUGAUAUCACCAAAUGAGAAAAAAAGACAAGAAUUUCAGAGAUUGGCAGAUAAGGAAACAGCAAGCUAUCAACAAUACAAGGAACAGAAGAAAGUUGGUCCUCUGAGCUAUGUUGGAACUGCAGGAGGAGGAGCUAUAACUGAGCAGCAGGCAAGAAAUAGAUUGAUUCAGGACAACAAAAAUCCAAGUAUGAAACUACGAGAGAAAAGAGAAGGAUACAAAACAGAGCAGAAGAAAAAGGAAGAUGAAGAAAUAGAACUGAAAAGGAAAAAACAAAGAGAUCUAGCAGACAAGAAUAAAUUAAAAUCACAUCAGACAGAAGCAGAAAAAAGAAAUAAAUGGGAUGAAGACAGAAGAAGAAAGACUGAUGAUUUUUUAAGCCGAUUAGAAAGAAAGCCUAAUGAAGACAGGCAACCAGGUUCAGGCAAUACAGAAUUCAAAUCAAGAGGCUCAUAUACCGUUUCAUCUAACGCUGUUGCAUCAGUUCAACCUGUAUCUGAAGUUGAUACACCAAGUAAUUUAAGAGGUGCCCAUGCAUAUAGUAAUACCAACAUGCCUGUUUCAAAUGACCUGGAUACUUUACAUGGAAUGUUUCCACACUGUGAUAGAGCUACCUUACAAGAUAUUCUUCAACAUAAUUCAUUGGAAAGUGCUAUUGAUUUGUUAACCUGAGAAAGCUAGUAAAUCUUGUGAAAAAAAUGUUAUGAGUCAAUUAACAUGUUAACUAUUGGAGGAACAGUGCUAAUUAUUAUAGACGAUUUUAAGAUUUUAAAGUAUGAAGAAAAUAUUUUGGUUUAGUUGAAACCAUUAAUAUAUUUAUUUCUAAUGGUUCUCUGCUUAUAGUUAUCAAAAGGUACCUGGAUUUUUACUCAUUGUGAAGCAAAAAUGACCAGUUAUGUCCACAAUCUUUGUAUUUAAAUGCUUUCUUUUAUAAUAGCAAUUGCACAACUGACAUAUAUGCAAGAUAAGUUAACAUGAAACUAUGUUUGUGUAAUAACAAAAUAAGUUAACAUGACACACAAAAUUCGGCUAAAAUACCGGACACCAAGAUAAAUUAUAAAAGGGCGAAGUCCAUACAAACUGACAACAUUAAACUUGAGAAUCUAUAAACCAACAUUUCCCUACCAAUGUCGGUCGUUCUCCGGUAUUCCAAACUUGAGAAUCUAUUAACCAACAUGUCCCUACCAAUGUCGGUUGUUCUCUCCGGGUAAUCCUUGUAUCCUAGACAAACAAAGUGUGACCCCCACGGAAUAGCACAGUAGUAGUGAAAGUGGUGUAAAACACCAAUCAAUCAAUCUAUAAACCAACAUUUCCCUACCAAUGUCGGAUGUUCUCUCCGAUUCCGUAUUCUUGUAUUCUAGACCAACAAAGUGUGACCAUCACGGAAUAGCACAGUAGCGUGAAAGUGGUGUAAAACAUAAAUCAAUCAAUCUACGAACCAACGGAACAAAUGGUCAACAACGUCAUAUUCCUGUUAAUUCUAGGAAAAUUAGCUGCAAAUUUGAUUUAAAAGGAUAGCCAUAUUGUAUACUAUUAUCAAACACCACUGUACUAUGGAUAGUAACAACUUUAAGUCUUAGAUGUCAAAUUAAAAUCAAUUAUUAUCUUUAGACACAGAGAACUGUUACAUCAUUCUUCAUGUUCAUGCUAUCAAGGUGUUCAUAUAUUUAUGAGUAGGACAAUCAUAUAUUCUAAUAUAAAAAUAAGGAGAUGUGGUAUGAUUGCUAAUGAGAGACCUAUCCACCAAAAUUCGAAUGCAGUAGUUGUGAGCACCUAAAGGUGACAGUAAGGCCUUCAACAGUGAGAAAAAUCCACACCUAAUAGUGGGCUAAAUAGUUAUCAAAGGUACCAGGAUUAUAAGUUAAUACGCCAGACGCGCGUUUCGUCUACAUAAGACUCAUCAGUGACGCUCAGAUCAAAACAAUUAAAAAGCCAAACAAAUACAAAGUUGAAGAGCAUUGAGGAUCCAAAAUUCCAAAAAGUUGUGCCAAAUACGGCUAAGGUAAUCUACUCCUGGGCGUAAGAAAAUCCUUAGAUUUUCGAAAAAUUCAAAGUUUUGUAAACCAAAAAUUUAUGAAAUGACCAUAUAAUUGAUAUUCAUGUCAACACCGAAGUGCUGACUACUGGGCUGGUGAUACCCUCGGGGACGAAACGUCCACCAGCAGUGGCAUCGACCCAGUGGUGUAAAUAGUUAUCAAAGGUACCAGGAUUAUAAGUUAAUACGCCAGACGGAUAAGACAUGAAAAAAAGAAACGAUUCAAUUUAGAAAACUAAAUGCCUAAUUGAUACAACACAAUUUUCGAAAAUCGAAUAUGACAGACAUUAAUCAACAAACAACCACAGAAAAAGGCUGUUAACUCUGUACAGGCACUUGAGACAGUCCAGUUUAAAAUAUUUUAUUGCCUAAAUAGGAUUGUAUACAAGUUAUAACAAUUUAAAAUUAUAGUACUCUCCAAAUCAUUAUUACAUACAAAAUCCAAGUUGAAAGCAAAUAUAUGUAAACACAAUAUGAAAACUUAACAGUAUAUGAAUUGCGCAACAACUAUGUGUGAUCUUUUGGAAUGUAACAGAAAUAGAUACAAGUCUAUUUCAAAAUGCAAAAUUAUAACCUUAGUAUUGUUUUAUAUGACUGAAAAUAUAUAUAAAUAUGAAAAAAGACUGUUAGUGUUCACAACCUAAAUAAUAGUAUAUUAUAGGGAAAUAACGAAACAUAAAAAGGGGAUACAAUAUUUUAUUACACAACCCUAAGCACAAAUUGCUUAUUUUACAAAAACGGUCUUUAUAAAUCAGGUCUAUUUUUGAGAGUAUACAUCUGUUUAUAAACUGUGUGUGUAUAAUAUUUUCCUAACAAAGUCUCUUGUCUUUUCUUUGAGUGAACUGAUUUGGUCUCUGCCGCUAAGUUAUAUGCAUGAACGCUAGAAGGACGAUUUGAUAUAAAAAUAGGUUUUUAAAUGGUCUUGAUAGUUGAUAAUAUAAUGAUAAAACAGUCUUUAUCAAAUUAGUGCAUUAAAUCAUAAAAGUAUUGUAAAACAAAAUCGUUUGAAAUUAGAGGUAAUGUCUUUUAUUUUUUUUGAAUUAUAAUCUUUAAUAAAUCUUGAUUACUAGAAAGGAAUAAAUAAUUUUAUUCCAUCAGACCUUGCUUUACAUUCAUAAAAUGUUACGUAUCCUUUAGCCUUAAAAGCUUACAUUUCAUCUGUGUUUAUCAUAUUUUAAUAUCGCUAGUCUGCCCAAAAUGGAUAGCUGAAAAAAAUAUAUUAUUCCCCUUCAUAACUUUUUUUAUCUUGAUUAAUUUUAGCAUAGAAAUUGUUUGUAUAGUUCAUAUGCUGAAAUCAGAAUCCUUAAUUGAAUUCUGAAAUAGAAUGAAAUUGAAAUAAUUUAUUUUUGUAGAUCCAUAAAAACCAAACGUUUUUUUAUAUAGAUUUUAACUAAAUGUACAUUACAUUCAGAGUCACAAAUAUGAAUGACACAUAAAUCCCAAAAUUAUCUUAAUAUUGGUAUACAUAUUUAUACAUAUACAGAAUAAUUGCUUUAAUACUACUAUGAAUUACUUGUACAAGAUGCAGUUUUGGAAAAUAGAAAUAAAAAUAGAUAGCUAAAUAAAAACCCUUCAACUUAAGAUUAUUUUUUAAUAGUCGAUUAUCUUAUGCUUUAUUUUCCUUGUUAAUAUGCUUUAUUUAUUGUUGUUUACAAGUAUAAUUUAGUUUUAAAAUAUGAUAUAAACAAUAUGUGUUACUAUUUUAUAUUUUUACAGUUUAUAUGGAUUAAUUUAUUAAACUGAAAUAAAUUUUAAAAAAUAUUGCACUCUUCCAUGUGGUGUUUGAAUUUUACAUGAAAAUAAUUUGGAAAUGUUUGAAAUGACAAUAAAAAGAAUUAUAUUACGGACACAAUAUUAUCAAGGAGAUGGGAGGUAUCAGAAACAACUAUGGCAACAAAUGCUUUACCAAAAGAAGACAAUUAUCAGAAUUGUACAUGACGUUGGUUUUAGUCAUUUAUUUAGGAC
Messenger RNA from Mytilus trossulus (common blue mussel), 4434 nucleotides. RefSeq lists its product as uncharacterized. Gene Ontology annotation, molecular function: ubiquitin binding. NCBI's taxonomy places the organism in Eukaryota, Metazoa, Mollusca, Bivalvia, Mytilida, Mytilidae. The record is from RefSeq and is a predicted model, not a curated record. The transcript has 8 exons. The coding region runs from base 99 to 1106 and encodes 335 amino acids.